GUCAAGAUGACAAGGGAUCCCAAAGGCUAUAUAAGGUGUCAAGAAGCAAUGACAAGAGCAUUCAAGUUACAUAUAGAAGAAACUGAAGAAUACUACCAUGGCAAGCUUCCAGGUGUUGGUUGCAGUUGUAUUUGUCUCAGCAGUUGCAUUCCAAUCAUGCCUUGUCCAUGGAAAUUUUUACAAUGACAUGUAUUUCAACUGGGGUGGCGAGCAUUCUUCCAUUUUUGGCUCUGGUGAUGAUCUUAAUUUGGUGCUGGAUAAAGCUUCAGGAUCGGGUGUUCAAUCAAGCAAGGCAUUCCUUUUUGGAAGCAUUGAAAUGCUAAUCAAAUUGGUUCCAGGGAACUCUGCAGGAACUGUCACUGCAUAUUAUCUUUCUUCUACUGGUGCCUAUCAUGAUGAGAUCGACUUUGAGUUCUUAGGGAAUUCAUCAGGACAACCUUACACCAUGCACACAAACAUCUUUACCCAAGGCAAAGGAAAUAGGGAGCAGCAGUUUAAGUUAUGGUUUGACCCAACUGCCGAUUUCCACAACUACACCAUUCACUGGAACCCCACCGCAGUUGUGUGGUAUGUAGAUAGUAUACCCAUUAGGGUCUUCAGAAACUACAAAAGUGAAGGAAUUGGCUACCCAAACCAACAAGGAAUGCAGGUCUACUCUAGUUUGUGGAAUGCCGAUAACUGGGCAACAAGAGGCGGCCUAGUCAAAAUCGACUGGACCUGUGCACCUUUUAAGGCCAGUUUGCGUAAAUUCAAUGCAAGGGCUUGCAAGUGGAAUGGACCCGUUAGCAUUUUCCAGUGUGCCUAUCCUACCUCAGCUAACUGGUGGACCUCCCCCAUUUACAAUCAACUGAACUGGGAUCAGCAGGGUAAGCUGAAAUGGGUUAGAGAUAACUACAUGAUCUAUAACUACUGCACAGAUUACGAGCGUUUCAAUUGGCAGAUGGCUCCUGAAUGCUCCAAGCCACAAUACUAAACAAAACAUGGCACACGUAUACCUCCAAUUUGUUUUCCAAUCUGCACUUGAAACUCAAUUUUCUUUGUCUUACAUGCUUUCUUCUGUUCAUCGUCUAUCAUUCAAAUGUAUGAUCUUUUCCUCCCAAACCUUGUCAGACAGAUCCACAGAUGUAUUAUGUUGGUAUUCUAAUAUAAGAUCUUAAA
Cynara cardunculus var. scolymus (artichoke) is the source of this 1158-nucleotide messenger RNA. RefSeq names its product probable xyloglucan endotransglucosylase/hydrolase protein 26. Gene Ontology annotation, molecular function: xyloglucan:xyloglucosyl transferase activity; hydrolase activity, hydrolyzing O-glycosyl compounds. Gene Ontology annotation, cellular component: apoplast; cell wall. The transcript is spliced from 4 exons. The record is from RefSeq and is a predicted model, not a curated record. NCBI's taxonomy places the organism in Eukaryota, Viridiplantae, Streptophyta, Magnoliopsida, Asterales, Asteraceae. Gene Ontology annotation, biological process: cell wall biogenesis; xyloglucan metabolic process. Bases 98 to 973 code for a protein of 291 amino acids.